Dicrocoelium dendriticum is the source of this 588-nucleotide messenger RNA. NCBI's taxonomy places the organism in Eukaryota, Metazoa, Platyhelminthes, Trematoda, Plagiorchiida, Dicrocoeliidae. The record is from the annotation of a GenBank genome assembly.
UUUCAGAUAAAGGGAGUGCUCAUGGACAUCGAAGACGUCAUCCGCCUCCGCCUAAGGCAUCUGAUCGUAGUCGGCAUCCGGCUCGAAAUGGCCACCAAGGCGAGCGUCGAUCCUCAGGCCGACGACACCAGACGGUUAUUCAUGAUGAAGAUGAUGAAUACGUUAAUUGGCCCGCUUUUCGCCGCCCGAAUGGGGAAGUGGGGGUGGAGGAUUAUGGUCAGUGGCCUCACGAACUGAGUGACCGCUCGAACGAGCGGAGCACUUAUGAUCCGAGGGUUACAGUAGAUGAACCAGUUCAACCUCCAGCGAAUAAUGUUCCGAAGCACAGACGUGAUGAGAAUGGCCGUAGAACCGAUCACCGUUCGAGAAAAUCACCUCCAUCGCUUGAGCCCCAACCUGCUGUCCGCCACUAUCCCCGUGAACCGGGUCGUCGAGGAACCGGAGAAGAAAAGGACGAAGCAUAUGAAGACGAUGACGAUGACUUGGGGGAUUCCCAUGAUGACGAUGAGGAAUUGAGACCGCCACCGUUGCGAAGCAUUCCCCAGUCCAAACAGUCUUCCGAUUCUUUGGCACGCCAACCAGCCACAC